Saccostrea cuccullata (small rock oyster) is the source of this 1620-nucleotide messenger RNA. RefSeq lists its product as uncharacterized. The transcript has 5 exons. Gene Ontology annotation, molecular function: protein binding; zinc ion binding; ubiquitin protein ligase activity. NCBI's taxonomy places the organism in Eukaryota, Metazoa, Mollusca, Bivalvia, Ostreida, Ostreidae. Gene Ontology annotation, biological process: protein polyubiquitination; proteasome-mediated ubiquitin-dependent protein catabolic process; negative regulation of translation. The record is from RefSeq and is a predicted model, not a curated record. The coding region runs from base 1 to 1620 and encodes 539 amino acids.
AUGGACCCGUGUACCAGUGCCCAGGACGUGAUGCGAUGUGACCUGUGUGAGACAGCUUUGGUACAGAUGCACUGUGAUACGUGUCUUGUCAACCUGUGUAAGGCCUGCGUGGGAGAACACAUCUCAACAGAUGAAUCCAAGGACCAUAAAAUCGUCAAUUUUCAGACCAGGAAAUCCACUCUCCCUUACCAUAGAUGUAUAACGCACACUGAUAAAAGUUGUGAGUUGCAUUGUAGGGAAUGCAAUAUACCGAUUUGCUCCGUCUGUAUCGCCUCCAAACUACACAGGCAACAUGACAUCCACUUACUAAAAGACAACUUUGACAAGAAGAAGGAAGCAGUCCAAAAAGAAAUCAAUGUAUUGGAGGAUUCCAUUUACCCAACCUACUUGGACAUAGUAGCAGAUGUACAAAAUACACUGAGUCAACUAGAUUUGAAACACGAAGAAAUCUCAGCAGCCAUAACAAAACAUGAUUCUCAUGAUGUAUUCAAAAUCUUAUACCUCCAACUGGACUCAAAGAAGUAUAGAAUGCUUCCUUCUAAACUUAAUGUAAGCAAUGCACAAUUCUCCUCUCAAAUUGCAAUGCAGGAACAAAUCUCGAAAAUGUGUGGAAAAAUAAUACCACCAACAAUAACAGCCGAUAACCAUGGUUACAGCAUAAAAACAGCGAAGGGAUUGAUAGAUGAAAUGUCUCCUUUACAAGACACUGGAUUCUCUCUUCCAGUAAAACAGCUGCUUGAUGAACCAGAGACUGUCACCAUCAUAGACACUGGGUAUGGAGAAGUUAGCAGUGUGGCCUAUUUGAGUGAUGAAGAAAUCUGGACAAGUGGAGAUGGCAGGACCAUGAAACUCUUCAGCAUCAAUCAGGGAUUACUACUCAAGUCGAUCCAAACUAGGUCAGGGUACAUACCAAUUGACAUAGCAGUGUCGAAAGGUGGAGAUCUAGUUUAUACUGAUAACAUUGAUAGAACUGUAAACAUUAUGAAGAAUGCAAAGAAAAAGAGGCCGGGUGAUCAGACUUCAGAACUGGAAACCUUGUGGUGUCUAUUUCUAACUGAAAACAAGAACCAGGAUAUCUGUGUGUCUGACAUUGGAUCGAAUGAAGUAGUGGUGGUCAAUCUGGCAGGAAAACUGAGAUUCAGGUACACUGGACAUACUCCUGCUCCAAAGAACAAACCAUUUAAUCCACGAGAUAUUACCACAGACAGUCAGCGUCAUAUCCUUACAGCUGAUUUUAACAAUCAUUGUGUCCACAUCGUAGACCAGAAUGGACAGUUCCUCCGUUACAUAGACUGUGAAAUUGUGCGUUAUGUACUAUACAAUUGUGGUGACCAUUACAAAGUUCAAAAAUUUUCCCAAGUGUCCGUGUUAAUAUUGUCACUCUCCAGAGAGAACAAAUCAUUCCAACCACGAGGAAUCACCACAGACAGUCAGAGUCGCAUCCUUACAGCUGAUAAUAACAAUGACUGUGUCCAUAUCAUAGACCAGGAUGGACAGUUCCUCCGUUACAUACACUGUGGACUGAGUGAUCCCUGGGUAUUGUGUACAGAUACAAAUGACAAUCUCCUUGUUGCUCAGUGGGAAUACAGACAUGUGAAGAAAAUUAAGUAUCUGAAGUGA